GAACAACAGAACAACAGAACCUGGUCUGAAUCAGGAUGUCGUCGCCAUCGUCUCCCCCAACCUCUGAACCCCAGCAUGUUGCCAUGGAAACAUACUGGAGGGAAGUGAGGAGCAUCGAGGAGGAGAAGGAGGAGGAAGAGGAGGAGGAGGAAGAUGAUCGAAAAAGCAUGGACGAGGUGGAGCUAGAGGAGGCGUGGCUGAGGGGGGCGGGGCUAUCCUCACUGGUGACGGGCUCGUCGUCGGGGGAGGGGCCAGCAGAAGCACUGCUGUCCACGUUGACACGGCAACAGGCGGCAACGGUGAAGAAGAGGCUGGACAACUACAACCAGACACUGAAGAAGAAGAACAAGCAGCCAAUCAGAGACGUGCGCGACAUCUUCAGCAUGCCCACAGAUGACUCAGCAGAAAGGCGUCCCCAGCCUCCUCAGCGUGCUGAGUCAGCGCCCAGCGGCAGAUACCACACCACCACCAAAACCAUCCGCCGCCACACCACGACAGUUCGACCGGCCUUUCCCACUUUUCCACCUGUUGAGGAUCAACUAUCUGAACACACACCAACACACACACCCACACACACACCCACACACACACCCACACACACACCAACACACACACCCACACACACACCAACAGACUCUCCCACACGUACACACGUCAGCCCAUCGAGGCGAGCUGAUUGGCUGCUGCGGGACUCUCCCUACUCAGAGGGCGUGGCUGAACACCGAGGGGGCGGGGCCUGUCUGGACUGUCUGCGUUUCCAUGGAGAUGACAGCAACCAGCCGUUCGUGCUGCCCCCCCCGCAGGGCGUGGCCUCGGUGGACGAUCUGUCGGCGUUGGACGUCACGCGGCUCGGCUUCAUCGCGCUCAUCGAGCUCUCCACCCUCCUGGGCGCUCUGGGCGUGCAGACCAAACGCACCCGGCCGUCGCGCCGCCGCAGCCGGGAUGGCGGGGUGUUCGGUGUUCCUCUCUCCUCGCUGCUCGACAGCGACAGGAAGAAAUUUCCCGGAGUGAAAGUUCCUGUCGUCUUUCAGAAGCUGCUGUCCAUACUGGAGCAGACGGGGCUGCAGACUGAAGGGAUUCUCCGAGUAUCAGGAUCAGCUGCUAGACUGAAGUGCCUGCGUGGAGAGUUAGACAGGUGUGUCGAUGGGUUCGACUGGUCGUCAGUGAGACAGGUGGAUGCUGCAGGUCUGCUGAAGCUCUUCAUCAGAGAGCUGCCGAUCCCACUGCUGACACACACACACCUGUCUGCCUACCGCGCUGUGCUGGGAAUCUCCUCUCUUGUCCAUCAGCUUCAGGCUCUGCAGCUCCUGACCCUGCUGCUGCCUGAGGCUCACAGAGACACCCUGAAGGCCCUCCUCCUCUUCCUGCGUCAGGUUGUGUUUCAUCAGGAUCAGAACAGGAUGUCGCUCCUCAACGUCUCCAUGGUGAUGGCUCCCAACCUGUUUGCCUGCCGUCACCACGGCAACAAGCGCUCCAUUGCCCGGCAACGGGAGGAGAUGGAGGAGGCGGUGGGCGGAGCUCAGCUGGUCCGACUGAUGAUCACACACCAAGAGCUGCUGUGGACGGUUCCCGGCUUCCUGCUGUGCCAGGUGAGGCAGAUGAACGAGGCGUCCUGCCGGAGACGGGACGUCCUGAUGAAGACCCGACGCCUGCUGAGGAGGAGGAGCGGCAAGAACGACAGGAACCAGGUCACAGAGCUGUGUGAAGGUGUGAUCAGGGUUCACGCUCCACUUCACGCCAAGAUUUCCAUGGCCAUACAGCUUGAUGGACAGACCAGGGCCAAAGACAUCACUGCCCGCUUCGAGUGUGAGAACAGUCCCAGUCAGUGUUUGUAUGAGGUUGGAGGAAACAUCGGUGAGCGUCGCCUCCACCCAGACUGUGUGUUGUUGGAGGUUUACCACGUCAACCCUCAGUGUGACUGGGUGCUGAAACCCACACACACCUGACACACACACACACACACACACACACCUGACACACACUCACUCUCACACACACACACACACACACACACACACACACACACACAACAGCAGCAUCUGGUGGUCACAAAGAACUGGUCAGAGGAACUGAUGUGCUGUGCUGCAGUUUUCCU
Myripristis murdjan (pinecone soldierfish) is the source of this 2095-nucleotide messenger RNA. RefSeq names its product Rho GTPase activating protein 28 (gene arhgap28). Gene Ontology annotation, molecular function: GTPase activator activity. Gene Ontology annotation, cellular component: cytoplasm. Bases 36 to 1946 code for a protein of 636 amino acids. Gene Ontology annotation, biological process: regulation of small GTPase mediated signal transduction; negative regulation of stress fiber assembly; regulation of actin filament polymerization. The record is from RefSeq and is a predicted model, not a curated record. NCBI's taxonomy places the organism in Eukaryota, Metazoa, Chordata, Actinopteri, Holocentriformes, Holocentridae. The transcript has 15 exons.